AUGGCUCCUGAAGUUGCAGCCGUUACUGGUGGAGGAGGCAGUGAUUUUCCGGCGAGACUCACCGCUCAAGUGGUGGUUUGUUCGCUCAUUGCGGCCUUCGGCGGCCUCAUGUUUGGCUACGAUAUAGGAAUAUCAGGUGGCGUGACGGGAAUGGACGAAUUCCUGUUGAGAUUCUUCCCGGGUGUUUAUGAGAAGAAGCACCAUACGAAGGAGAACAACUACUGCAAAUUCGACGAUCAGCUGCUCCAGCUCUUCACCUCGUCGCUCUACCUGGCCGCCGUCGUCUGCAGCUGGCUCGCCUCCUUCUCCUGCAACAAGUUCGGCCGGAAACGCACCAUGCAGAUGGCCUCCGUCUUCUUCUUGGUCGGCGUCGGACUCAACGCCGCCGCUCAGAACCUUGGGAUGCUCAUCGCCGGGAGGCUCUGUUUGGGCGCCGGCGUCGGAUUCGGGAACCAGGCGGUGCCGGUUUUCAUAUCGGAAAUUUCUCCGGCGAAGUACCGCGGAGGGCUGAACAUCUGCUUCCAGCUGAUGAUCACGAUCGGGAUUUUAGUGGCCAACGUCGUUAACUUCUUCACAUCGAAAUUGCACGACGGCUGGAGAUAUUCCCUCGGCGGCGCCGGGUUUCCGGCGAUAUUCCUCGGGCUGGGAUCCCUGAUCAUAGUGGAGACUCCGACGAGCCUGAUCGAGCGGGGCCACAAGGAGCAAGGCCUGAGAAGCCUCCAGCGGAUCCGCGGCGUGGGCGCGGAGGAAGUGAAGAAGGAGUACGACGAGAUCGUCCGCGCCACCGCCGCCCAGGCGGAGCAUCCGCACCCCUUCCGGAACCUCCUGACGAAGAAAUCGAGCUUCCCCCAGCUUUUCGUCGCCACAAUUUUCCAGGUCUUCCAGCAGUUCACCGGAAUCAACGUGGUGAUGUUCUACGCGCCGGUUCUGUUCCAGACGAUGGGCCUGGGGUCCGACGCGUCCCUCCUCUCGUCGGUGGUGAUGGGCACAGUGAACGUGUUGUCGACUCUGGUGGCCGUGUUCGCCGUGGACCGGUUCGGGCGGCGGGUCCUUCUGAUGCAGGCGGCGGUGCAGAUGGUGAUGACGCAGGUGGCGAUGGGGGUGCUGCUGGCGACGCAUCUGGGGACGACGAACGUGAUGGCGAAGGGGUACGCGUACCUGAUGCUGGCGCUGAUCUGCCUGUACGUGAUGGCGUUCGCCUGGUCGUGGGGCCCGCUGGGGUGGCUGAUCGCCAGCGAGGUUUUCCCGGCGGAGACGCGGACGGCGGGGUUCUUCGUGGCGGUGAGCACCAACAUGGUCUGCACCUUCAUCAUAGCGCAGUCGUUCCUGUCGAUGCUCUGCACCAUGAGAGCGGCGAGCUUCUUCUUCUUCGCCGGCUGGAUCGUCGUCAUGGGCAGCUUCGCGACGUUCCUCUUGCCGGAGACGAAGGGCAUCCCAAUCGAGGAGAUGACUGACAAGGUGUGGAAGAAGCACUGGUUCUGGCGCCGGUUCUACGACCGCCCCAAUCCCACGCCGGCGGCUUAA
This is a messenger RNA of Andrographis paniculata, 1524 nucleotides long. Its product is annotated as sugar transport protein 8-like. Gene Ontology annotation, cellular component: membrane. The record is from RefSeq and is a predicted model, not a curated record. Bases 1 to 1524 code for a protein of 507 amino acids. Gene Ontology annotation, molecular function: monosaccharide transmembrane transporter activity. NCBI's taxonomy places the organism in Eukaryota, Viridiplantae, Streptophyta, Magnoliopsida, Lamiales, Acanthaceae. The transcript is spliced from 3 exons. Gene Ontology annotation, biological process: monosaccharide transmembrane transport.